AUGGCGUCAAAUGAGCCUGCUGACCCUAUCGCGAGGGGGGUCAUUCCUGCUGCGCGUCAAGCUUUCAAAGAUUUGUUUAUCUGGAAGCAGCGCGUCGAGGUGACCAACGAGCACGGAGAGAAGCAUGUAGAAUGGCAGUCCCCUGAACCCAUCCACAACCCCAUCAGACUAAUGGCCCAGCUGUCGGCUAGAGACUGGGUCUUCUUUCUUGUGGGUCUUGCCGCAUGGACCGCUGAUGCAUUUGAUUUCCAUGCGCUCUCUAUCCAAACCAAGAAGCUAUCCGACUACUACGGUCGUUCCAAGACAGAUGUGACAACUGCUAUCACGCUCACACUGCUGUUGAGAAGUGUUGGUGCGGUGUUUUUUGGGUUUGCUGGUGAUAAGUAUGGUCGCAAAUGGCCGAUGGUGCUGAACAUGAUCGUGCUCGGGAUCUUGCAAAUUGCUACGAUCUACAGCCAAACGUUCCAGCAAUUUCUGGCAGUGCGCAGUCUCUUUGGUCUGUUUAUGGGAGGAGUGUACGGAAAUGCUAUUGCGAUGGCGUUGGAGCAUUGCCCUGUGAAUGCUAGAGGUCUCAUGUCUGGAAUUCUUCAGCAAGGAUAUUCCCUGGGGUAUGUGCUGGCUGCAUGUGCUAAUCUCGGAGUCGGUGGUUCUACUGAUAGUUGGAAAACGGUGUUUUGGGCUGCAGCUGGGAUGUCCAUCGGCGUUGGAAUCAUCCGCAUUUUCUUCCCUGAAUCGAAACAAUUUCUUGCUGCCAAAAAGGCAGGGAAAAGAAGCAUGAACGCAUCCGAGUUCUGGAAAGAGACCCAAGAUAUGUUGGCCAAGGAAUGGAAGAUGUGCAUCUACUGUAUCAUCCUCAUGACUUGGUUCAACUACUACUCCCACACAUCGCAAGAUUCAUACACCACUUUCAUGCUCACGCAAAAGGAGCUCAACAAUUCUGGUGCUUCAAGAGCGUCUAUUAUAAUGAAGACCGGAGCCUGCGUUGGUGGAACAAUAAUCGGUUAUUUGUCACAGUUUGUUGGCCGGCGCCGAGCUAUUGUUGUUUCUGCCUUGAUUUCUGGAAUCCUCAUCCCAGCAUGGAUUCUACCAACCGGAGAGCCAGCACUCAGCGCAACAGGCUUCUUCAUGCAAUUCUUCAUUCAAGGUGCCUGGGGAGUCAUUCCCAUUCACCUCAAUGAGCUGUCUCCCCCGGCAUUCCGGUCUUCGUUUCCAGGUAUCACUUACCAAGUGGGCAACAUGAUCAGCUCUCCCUCGGCUCAGAUUGUCAACGCCAUUGCCGAGUCGACCUGGGUCACGACAGCAUCGGGCCAUCAAGCGUCUGCCUACGGGCCUGUCAUGGGUGUUGCGACUGCUAUCAUUGCUACGGGAAUUGUGGUCACUACAGCCUUUGGACCUGAGAAACGCGGUCGUCGAUUUGAACUGGUUGUUGCUGCCGUGGAUGAGCAACCCAACGCCAAGACUGUGGAUGUGGAAGUGGGUGAUGAUCACAACAAGGGGAAAGACGAGAUGAUUGAAUUGGCAGAUAAGAAGACGUAG
This is a messenger RNA of Penicillium canariense, 1536 nucleotides long. Its product is annotated as carboxylic acid transport protein. The transcript is spliced from 4 exons. The record is from RefSeq and is a predicted model, not a curated record. Gene Ontology annotation, cellular component: plasma membrane. NCBI's taxonomy places the organism in Eukaryota, Fungi, Ascomycota, Eurotiomycetes, Eurotiales, Aspergillaceae. Gene Ontology annotation, biological process: carboxylic acid transport; transmembrane transport. Gene Ontology annotation, molecular function: carboxylic acid transmembrane transporter activity. Bases 1 to 1536 code for a protein of 511 amino acids.